AUGGCAACUAACAAAAUCUCCUUCUUCUUGGUUCUUUGCAUCUGUGUUUUGUUAUCCUCAGGAUUUGGAAAAGCAGCACUAAAUCCAACGGGGAAAAAAUGUCCGGAUCCAAAUGGUGUAGACAAAAAAGCUGCAUGUUAUAGCUACUGCAAAACACAGGGUUUUAUGGGUGGUUCUUGUCAAGGACAUAAAGGUAAUUACAUGUGUAAGUGUUAUGAAGGUAAAUGAAUAUUUGCGAA
This is a messenger RNA of Raphanus sativus (radish), 239 nucleotides long. RefSeq names its product defensin-like protein 35. The transcript is spliced from 2 exons. Bases 1 to 228 code for a protein of 75 amino acids. The record is from RefSeq and is a predicted model, not a curated record. NCBI's taxonomy places the organism in Eukaryota, Viridiplantae, Streptophyta, Magnoliopsida, Brassicales, Brassicaceae.